AUGCAACAAGAAGAGGGAGCAAAUUGUUUUUGCUUUUAGAAAAAAAAUAAAGGAGUUCUCCCUAAAACCUUUAAAAAAACUAAUGAAAUACUUCGCAAAUAUAAAAAUAAUUUUUUAGAUGUAAAUUAUAAUACAAAAACUAGAUUUCUGAUUCUGAUAUUUUAGAAGUUAUUAUUAGAUUGUAUGUUUCAGAAGAUAAAUAAAAGGCAAUUUCGAUGUUAUCUCGUUGCCGUAUUAAUCCAAAUUUUUAAUCAAAUAAUUUAAGAGAAGAUCUUGAAUAUUUCAUACCUUAAAUGGUUAAUUUUAUGGUAUUCCAUCAAUAAUUAUCAGAUGAAAAUUUAAAAUAAUUUGUUUUAAAAGCAUCUUCAUUAGAUUUCUUUUUUGCACAUUUGGUUUAUUUUUAGAUGAAAAGCUUAUCUUAAAUUAUUACUCCUCAUGAAACAGUCACAAUUAACGUUGUUAAGAAAUUUCUUGAAUAUUUUUUAUUUUCAAUGGCACAAAAUUAUUCAGGCAAUUUAUUAAUUGCAACUCACAUUCUUUAAAUGAACUUAGAACUAAGUAACCUAAAAGAUGAUAAUUCAGAUUCAGAUGAAAAUUCUCCAAAAAAAUCAUAAUUAUAAGCUGUUUAUUAAGGAACUACUAAAUAAUAAUCAAUGAAAGUUAAUGAAGCAAUUUAAAAUUAUGGAACAGCUGAUUGGAUUAAAUAUUAGAAUUCUCAUCCUUAUGAUAAUAGAGUAAAAAACCAUAAAGAAAUAGAGCUUUAAGAUUAUGAAUCAAUAUUUAAUUUAGAAAAAAACGAAAAAACUUUAGAUACAGCAUUUUUAUCAAAUAUUUAAUUUUGGAAUGAUAUUAUGAGAAUUUGUGAUGAAUUAUCAAAAGUUCAAACUAAAAAAACAGAAGUUUUAUAAGCUUGUUUAUAAAAAAUGAAUAAAAAUUUACCUGCCUCUGUUUAUGUUCCAUUUGUAAAUAAUCAAGUAAGAAAUUAUGCCAUUUUAAAAAUUGUUCCUAAAGAAAGCAGAGUAUUUUCAACUAAAAUGAGAAGUCCCUUUAGUUUAACAUUGGAAUUAUAUAGGCCAGAAAUUGAAGGUUAAAGCAAUCAUAAAUUUAUUGAAAAAAAGAUUUCUCGUCCAAUUACUAUGAGUGUAAUAUUGUAUGUUUACAAUUUUAGUAAUACAAAUUAUUGCAAAGAACCUAGAGUUAACUAUUUAAUGAAGAUCAUUCUAUUAUAGAAAAUAGAAGAACAUUUUCAUCUACAGAUGCAUAAAAAUAAAUAUAGAAUGAUUUUUAAUAAAUCAAAUUCUUUUAAAUGAACCCUUAAGUUCAUCAUCCAGUAAUAUAAGGUACAUCUCAAUUUUAUUAUUAACAUCCAACUGAUGAAAAUGAAGAAGAAUAAAUUGAUUAAUAAAAAUUGAAACCUGAAAUAUCAUCUACUUAUUCUUUAGAAGAAAAUGUAUAAGCUUUUAGUAUAGAUGAAGAAUCAAGUAUUACACAAGAAAAAAAUGGUGAAGGGAAUUGGCUUACAAGUAUUAUUGGAAAAAAUAGCUUCAUUCAACCAAAUAGAGGUUUAGUUUUAACAACUCAAGAACAUUUAGAAAUGAAAUAAGCAAUUUUUGGUGAAAAUUCACUUGAUUAAUUUGAAAGAAUUAAAUCUUAAUCAAUUUUUUCAUAACUAUAAACCUGGAAUAUAAUUCAUUUAAUUAUAAAAACAGGUGAUAAUCUAAAAUAAGAAUAAUUUGCAUUAUAAUUAAUCUCUUAAUUUGAUUAAAUAUUUAAGAAGGAAGGUUUACCUUUAAAAUUAAGAUACUAUGAAGUUCUUUCAAUGGGUCCUGAUUGUGGUAUUAUUGAAAUGAUCAAAAAUGCAACUACUAUUGAUAGUUUAUAAAAACAUUUAAGAAAAGAAUAUACUCAAUUCAAGAAUUUUUCUGAUUUUUUUAGAAGUUUUUUUAGACAUAAAAUUGAUUAAGCCUUAGAGAAUUAUGUUUAAUCUUUAGUAGCAUAUGGAUUAGUGUGUUAUUUUUUAUAAGUUAAAGAUAGACAUAAUGGAAAUAUAUUAUUAGAUAAGGAAGGACAUUUGAUACAUAUAGAUUUUGGUUUCUUUUUAUCUAUAGCUCCAGGUAAAGGUGUGGAAUUUGAAAAAAAUGUACCAUUUAAAUUAUUAUCUGAUUAUAUUGAAGUUUUAGGAGGAGUAUAAGGGAAUCUAUUUAAAGAAAAUUUUAGAAAAUUAUUUUUUUAGUAUUAAAUUAUUUAAAAUUUUAGAGGAUUUAAAGCAUGUUAAAAACAUUAAAAGGAAAUUCUACUUCUUGCUGAAAUGAUGUAUACAGGACAUGGAACAACUCUACCUUGUUUUUCAAAGGGAGAAUAAACUUUAAAAGAAUUAUAAUUAAGAUUUAAUCCAAAAGUAUAGUCAUCAGCUGAAUUAUAUGUUCAUGUAUAAGAACUUAUUGAUAAAUCAUUGGAUAAUUGGAGAGCUAGAUGGUAUAUAAUAAAAAAUAUUUUAGGUAUGAUAAAUUUUAGUAUUUUGCAUAAGGAAUAUUUUAUUGA
Messenger RNA from Paramecium pentaurelia, 2541 nucleotides. Lineage: Eukaryota; Ciliophora; Oligohymenophorea; Peniculida; Parameciidae. The record is from the annotation of a GenBank genome assembly.